This is a messenger RNA of Octodon degus (degu), 775 nucleotides long. RefSeq names its product WD repeat and SOCS box-containing protein 1. The record is from RefSeq and is a predicted model, not a curated record. Lineage: Eukaryota; Metazoa; Chordata; Mammalia; Rodentia; Octodontidae. The coding region runs from base 101 to 775 and encodes 224 amino acids. The transcript has 7 exons. Gene Ontology annotation, molecular function: protein binding. Gene Ontology annotation, biological process: intracellular signal transduction.
GGCCGGGAGGGACCGAGCCGCGUCACGCCCCUCAGCCGUAACUAUUCCUUUCUGUCGCUGCGUCCGCAUCGUGUCUCCGGAAUCAGACUGUACUCCAUAGAUGGCCAGCUUUCCCCCGAGGGUCAACGAGAAAGAGAUCGGAAACAUGAUGAAAAUAUUGAGGGGGCAUCAGAACUGGGUAUUCAGCUGUGCAUUCUCUCCUGACUCUUCAAUGCUGUGUUCAGUUGGAGCGAGUAAAGCAGUUUUCCUUUGGAAUAUGGAUACGUAUACCAUGAUACGCAAACUAGAAGGGCAUCACCAUGAUGUUGUAGCUUGUGACUUUUCUCCUGAUGGAGCAUUACUGGCUACUGCAUCUUACGAUACUCGUGUGUAUAUCUGGGAUCCACAUAAUGGAGACAUUCUGAUGGAAUUUGGGCACCUGUUUCCCCCGCCUACUCCAAUAUUUGCCGGAGGAGCAAAUGACCGAUGGGUACGCUCUGUAUCUUUUAGUCACGAUGGACUACACAUUGCAAGCCUUGCUGAUGAUAAAAUGGUGAGGUUUUGGAGAAUUGAUGAGGAUUAUCCAGUACAAGUUGCACCUUUGAGCAAUGGUCUGUGCUGUGCCUUCUCUACUGAUGGCAGUGUUCUAGCUGCUGGGACACAUGAUGGAAGUGUGUAUUUUUGGGCCACUCCAAGACAAGUUGCUAGCCUUCAGCAUUUGUGUCGCAUGUCAAUCCGAAGAGUGAUACUCCUGGAGCACCACAAGCACAUCCAGGAAAAGCUGAUGAAGAAAUAG